Messenger RNA from Musca domestica (house fly), 2569 nucleotides. Its product is annotated as E3 ubiquitin-protein ligase RFWD3. The coding region runs from base 449 to 2248 and encodes 599 amino acids. NCBI's taxonomy places the organism in Eukaryota, Metazoa, Arthropoda, Insecta, Diptera, Muscidae. Gene Ontology annotation, molecular function: protein binding; ubiquitin protein ligase activity. Gene Ontology annotation, biological process: interstrand cross-link repair; protein ubiquitination. The record is from RefSeq and is a predicted model, not a curated record. Gene Ontology annotation, cellular component: nucleus. The transcript is spliced from 2 exons.
GCUUUCUCUGUUGAUUUUUAAAUCCCUUACAACUUUGGCGGCAAUUUUGUGCUUGUGUUCUUAAUCCAAUAUUUCUAGAAUUAAAAAUGUUUCCAAGGGGUAAGGGUGCAUCCAUUGUGUGGAAUUCACAUUUCCUAUUGUUUUUUACUGUCACAAACUGCAAUAUGCCAGCAGAGCUUCUACAGAACUAAAGCGCAAGGAAUAAGGAGACAACGACUUUCAGAAACCUUGUUGUUCCUUUGCGACUUAUAGAACUCUAACCAUCCUUGACGGUGAUUUUGUUUUGUUUCUUGGCUUUUAUCGGCCAUUUCCUCCACCCACCCUGCUUCGCGUGAGUUUUUCUGCUACAUAUUUAUUAAACUACCCUUUCAAAAGCCUCCAGAAUAAGUUUUGUUAUUUUCCUGAUACAAAAGCAAUAGUCUUCAAUUUAAUUUCUUUUCUGUAUAACAUGGCCUCCUUUGCUACUGGCGACAAUACAAGUUCUGAUUCCAGUUCGGAUACUGAAUCUGUAUCCAGUCCUAGCAGCAGUAACUCCCUAUCGGGCUUUGAGUCAGAUGCUUCGACGGAAACUGAAACUUCCGACAGCGAUAGUAGCAGUAGUAGUGCCAAUAGUACUGAUGAUGAAAACACAACUGGCAGUUCCACAUUGCAAGAGGCCACAAACAGCAGUGGCUAUGAAACAAAUGAAAAGUUGGAAUUACCUUUAUUAAAUCCCCGCAAACAACGUGCCCGCCUAAUACAAAAUCUUUUGAAAAGAAAUGCCCCAGAUGAAGAUAAUGGUGGAGACGAGGAUGGUGAUAAUGGUUUGGAAUGUUCACUUUGUAUGCAAAAUUGUGAAAUGUCAGGAGAACAUCGCCUAUGUUCUCUGAAAUGUGGACACUUUUUCGGUGAAUCCUGUAUACGAAUUAGAUUAAAAGAAUCUGCGUGUCCAGAGUGUAAAACAAAGGCCCGGCAAAGACACAUACGUUAUUUGUAUGCCAAACGAUUAAAGGUCAUCGAUCGCAGUGAGGAACAACGUGUACGAGAGCAGUUAAGACAAGAACGAAUUAGGACACAGAUUUUAGAAUUUGAAUUGGAUUCCAUGAAAAUGUCCUAUGCGGAUGUUAUGAAGAAAAUGCAACAGCUGGAGGCUAACCAUGUGACACUGAGGGGAUCGUUAGAGAGGAGUGAUGUGGAAAGUUCUUACGAGAAACUGGAGGAGAAUGUAAUGGCUAGUAAUGGUGAUAGUGGUUAUAGUUUAGUUUUAGAUAGGAACAUUGCGAUAUCACGCAAACCCUGUUGUCGUAUCAUGAAAUAUGCCGAUAAACAAACCAAAUUAAUUGUAUCUCAAAAAGGUUUCUUUCCCGGCUACGGGCUGAGACUCAUGAAUGCCCCCAGUUUUGAGUCAUCCAAUUAUUUGUAUACCUCCCAGAAAAUGGUGUGUGACAUAACAAUGUCGGCGGAGCAAAAUUUAAUUGCUGUUGCCAGUAAAGAGAGAUCUUCGAAACUUUUUGAUUUGAGAAACUAUCAGGCCGUUACGGUAUUUAAACCAGGAAAGGUUCCCAUAUUGUCAUGUGCCAUAUCAUCUUGCCAGGGUAAUGAAAAUGAAUUAUUUUUGGGAUCCCAUCAAGGUUGUAUCUAUGUAUAUGAUAUACGUAAUCCUGGAAAUUAUCGUCAGGAACAUAAAAUUGUGGAAGACACCACACCUGUGAUACAAAUUGAAAUUGUUAAAGAGAGUUUGGACUUUCCCUGUGGGGGUUUUAUCAUUUGUCAAAAGACUUCUUUGUGGUUUUAUGAAAUCAGGCAUAGUCGAGAAAGUGGUGUCCUGGCCACAUGUUUAAUAUCCCAGGAGAAUAUCGUAUCCAUGAAUUAUAAUAAAGAGGCGCAAACAUUGCUUGUGCAGCUGGGUACUUCCCUUAGACAACAUCGUAUGCGUCACAUUUUGGGAAAGUUGACAAAAUUGAAUGCUACUCCCACAUUGCAAAUUCUCGAGGUGUAUUAUGCCAAAACUUCUAGUCCCGUGACUUCGAGAUCUACACAAAUUAGGUUAAAUAAUAAUAAUAUUGUGGCUGCUUAUGCCCAGGACCAAAAAUUACUUUCUUUGUUCGCUACAAAUGAAACGAAUCAGCUGAGCAUACAAUCAUAUCCUGUGACAAAAAUAAUCUAUGAUCUCUGCCCCAUUUAUAUGAAUGACUUGACAUAUUUGGCGGCAUUAAAUAAAUCCAAAUGUUUUAUAUAUAAACUAAGUAAAUCGGGUAGUUUAAUGUAGCUUAAAUUUUAGAGGCUAAGAUUAAGGUUAGGUUUUUUUGAACCUAACAAAAUUGUAUUAAUUUAAUUAUUUUUUAUAUAAAUUUAGUGAUAAAUGUGGAUGUAAUGUGCAUGUUUUUUGACGUGUAUAUGGAAAAUGUGAAGAAAAUAGUACAAAUUUUGAAAAUUACAUGAUAAGGUAAUUUUUAGGUUAGGUUGAAUUUUUUUGUAAUUCAAAAUGUGGCAAUAUUAUUUUAAAAUAAUGCAAAUAUUAAGUACAACUAUGACAAAAUUUCUAUAAUUGACUGAAAAAAAUUAAUUUAUUUGGUAAAAAAAUACAAAA